Molecule: messenger RNA, 1146 nt
Organism: Melampsora larici-populina 98AG31
Lineage: Eukaryota; Fungi; Basidiomycota; Pucciniomycetes; Pucciniales; Melampsoraceae
Exons: 4
Coding region: 1-1146 (381 amino acids)
Biological process (GO): protein phosphorylation
Molecular function (GO): protein serine/threonine kinase activity; ATP binding
Source: RefSeq, a predicted model, not a curated record
AUGUCUGUUUCACCGAAUGUUAGCACAGUAGACUCCGGUGUUUUACCAGUCCUCAACGAUUGUAGUUUUUCAAACCUUCAUGAAGAAGAUCGUUCCACCGAUCACACAAUCUCCGACGACUCUGUUGACCGUGCAAAUCCUGGCCAGGGCGAUCUCAGUUUGAUUUCAUCCUCCACUGGCGAACCUGGCAAACACUUGAUUGAACAUCAUGCUGUGGAGUGUGUUGAUGAUAGCUUACAUAGCUUGAGUUCCAUGGAUAUAUCUGCAGAAUAUAACGCAACCUCAGGCGCUGAAAACCCGGUUCCGUACUUUGAACUUAUAGAAGAUUUAGGGCGUAAAGAAGAAGGAACUCUCUACCGAGUAUUGAAAAAGUUAAUAGAUCCUAACUCACUGUUUACAUUUUAUGAUCAAUAUGAGGUUGUUAACUACCUCGAAGACCAAGUCACUUACAGCGGGUAUCAAUUAGUGCCUAGGUAUAUUGGCAGUGAAUGGAUAGUGCGUAAGAUAUAUGUACAUCACCGCGAGAGUGACGUUAAAGGACUCCGAUUCCUCAAGUUUCAUUCAUCAUGGGGCGAACUGCCUUCACAAGGUCGACCACAUUGUUUUGACCGCGCGCACAGCAACCGGUACGCCGCAAUGGCGUUGAAAGAAUUCAAACAAAUGUUCUUCAUUAAGAGAAGAGAUCAUAGCGAUAGAAUGAAUGCUAUACACCAGAAAUGGCACCAUGAGUGCUUAUCUUUGUCGAUUCAGCCCGUACAUAUAUUGCAGUCGACGGGUUCUACUUAUGAUGAUGAACCUAGAUGGAUGUUAUGUGAGGGCAUAACUGAUCAGUUUAGUCAUCGAUAUGUGCUGAAAGACAACUUCAACAACCUGCCAAUGGAAUAUCAACCGUGGACUAAAAUAAUUCAAGCUUUCAUACAUUAUGUGUACGAUCUCAGUGACAGCAAAACUGUGAUUUCCAACCUGGAUUGCGAUGAGCAUGGGAGGCUAAGCAAUGUCGUAUGCUUUACCAAAAACUCCACCCCAUAUCACAGCCGCGAAAGCUCAGCUAUGGCAGAUAUUGUCAACCGCGCGUUUGUACUAUUUCCUGAACAACAUGAUUGUAAUGAGCUGUGUGAACAUCUUGGAAACAUAAGAUUGAAAUGA